Messenger RNA from Pocillopora damicornis (cauliflower coral), 2278 nucleotides. RefSeq lists its product as uncharacterized. NCBI's taxonomy places the organism in Eukaryota, Metazoa, Cnidaria, Anthozoa, Scleractinia, Pocilloporidae. The record is from RefSeq and is a predicted model, not a curated record.
AACAAGACAUGGCGGCAGAGCCGAAGGCGAUCCAAACGCCUGAAAUGUCACCUACAGUUAGGAAAAGUGUUUCGUCAAGACCAGGAUCUAUUUCUCCUGCACUCAUGAAUUUCCCUGGCUCGUUAAUGGAACUGGAUGAAUACAGGACAUUGAGAAUCUGAAAAGGAGUUUGCAUUAUGCUAAACAUGUUCUUCAAGCAGAUUAUGAGAAUAAACUGCAAGAGAGAGCUUUGGACUUAUAUUGUAGAGUCAAUGACAGAAUCUUGGAACUGGAGAAACAGCAUGAAGAUCGUGUUAAUGUUAUCAGAAGAAGCUAUCGUCAGCAGCUUGCUGAUGCUAUAACCCAAAUCUCCAGCCAACACCAGGAGUAUUAUGCAAAGAAGAGCAAGCAAGACAAAGCGAAGUUUUCGGAAAAGCUCAGAAAAGUCCAAGACGAUGAUGACGAAAAGAAAAAAGCUAAACAACAGCAGGACUCCAUCAUAGAGAUGAUGAAGAUGCAGAUGAGAGAUGCACAGGAAAGAGCAGAUAGAGAACUGCAGGAUGCACUCAACAGACCCAAAUCAGCAAGUAGUGUUGCUACAAAUCCUGAGAUUUAUGAGCUGCGAGAGGAAGUUGAAAAACUAGAAAAUAAAGUGGAUGAUUUGAUGAAUCAGCUAGAUGACAAAGAAACUGAAAACAGGCGUUUAGCAACUGAUAUUGACGAUUUAAAUGAACAACUUAGAGGUGAUCGACAGCAAAUCCAACAGUUGAAGAAAGAUCUUUCCGAUGCUUUGCUCGCAGCUGAACAUGAACGAAACAACUUCAAAGCUGAGCAUAAAAAUUCUAUUGAUCAAGAUUCUGCUAACCAGCAAAAUGAAGAGGUCAAAACUGGGGAUCAAACUACCAUAUUCUUUCUUCUACAAAGUCAAAGGGCACAGCUAGAAAGAGAGAUGGACAAUAAACUGCAGGAGACGAAAACAAAUUUAAUGGCAGCUUCGAGGAAACAAGUCGAGGAGCUGCAGCGAGCACAUGAUCAGAAGAUUAAAGAACAAAAAAUUAUAGAUGAGAAGAGAAAGCUGAUGGAGAGCCAGCAAACUAAGUCCACCACUCUUGCACCAUCUGAAAGCACCACUGUCAUCGGACGACCACUUACUGAGCGGGUCCCAGUUGUCCAUUAUGAGCCAGGCGUCUUGGUGUCCAGGCUCAGGCGAAUGGAGAAGCCUCAACUAAAUGAGUCUGAGAAAGAUGACUUGUUGAGAAAAUUACAAAAACUUGAGAAGAAACAGAAAGCUGAGAUUCUAAGGUUGCAGAAAGAACUUGAUAGAGUGAACAGAACAUGGGAAAUGAAAGUCACCAUUUUGCAACAAACGUUACACGCACUGAAGGACGAAAGUUUCCUGAGAACUUCCCUUCAACGACAAGCGGCCAGACUCCAGCAUGCUGCUGUGGUGUACGCGAGUGACGGUCCUGCAGUUAUCGUUACGGAUAGGAAAGAUUACACAGCUGGAAGACCAUAUAGAACCUUGGUACAGCCUGAUAAGACUAAGCACACAGUACCCUUCAAUACAGCUGACAGACCAGCUGCAGACACACCCUUCAGUGAGGAUCGCCCAACUCCUACUCUGCCUUCGGAGGACAAACCACGUGUAGAAAGUAACGAAGACACAAGUUUGAUAGCCAAUCCGGCCGGAGUUGACGAUACUGAAACACAAGAAAAGAAUGAAAAUUCCUCGAUUUUAGAAAGUUCAACUUCAGCGCAUCAAGUGGUAGAUCCAGUGUGAAUAAAAUUGCCCACUCUCUUGUAAUCAGCUGAAGUGUUUGCUGUUCGCUUAUUUUGAAGUCUUAAAUAAGAUGUGGAGAAGACAUUAAACUAUUUAUUCUGGUGCAGAUGUUAGUGAUUUACGUCCUGGAAUAACUAACAUUCUGUCCGUGAUUCACUACUGUAAAUAGUUAUCUAUUUGAUUAUUUUUCUAAUGAGUUAUUCGUUUAGUUGAUGAAAUAAUUUGAUGUGAAAUAAAAUGUAUUUGUUGUCCAUCGUUAAUUAUGUACGAUACUCCUUUGUGCAUUAAAAUGGCUAUGCUUUCCAGACGUUUUGAAACUUAAGAAGUGAGAGAAACUUAGAGGAGAGCCGACUGACUUUUUCCAAGCGGCGGCCAACCUUAGUCCCCGUGGAUUAAAAAAAAGCUAUGUUAAUACCACUCCAAACCCGUGUUAGCUGCGAAGGUAGACGGGCAAGAACAACACCUAAUUCUAGGCUCUCGACAUGGCCGUCGCAUAUUAAUGGUUUCCGUUUUGUGUCA